AUGUUUUGUAAAUAGUAGUUGUUUACGUUCAUAUUUUGUCCAGUUGUACGUCCGUGACUCAUUGAGGUGAGUGUAACGUUUUAUUUGUGUACACAUUAUAGUAUCAUCAAUUUUAUUCAUUGAUCGUAGGAAUUCAGUGUUAAAGUGAUCUUCUUUAUACCCAUAGUAUAAUUAAAAUGACUGUUAUGGCAAAUGAGUUUUUUGAUGGUAAUGACACUCCAUCAAAAAAGAAACAGAGUCACAAAGGUAAGGCAGCUCUAGCACACAUCCUUCUUUUAGAUGGAUCUUAUAUGGAUAUUGAAGUAAAUAGAAAAGUAAAAGGCGAAGAACUUAUAGAAAUAGUAUGUGAUCAACUUAAUCUUCUAGAGAAAGAUUAUUUUGGAUUAUCAUAUGAAAAUAGACGAGAUCCCCAUAAUUGGCUUGAAAUGGAUAAACGAGUUGGGAAAUUUUUAAAAAGUGAACCAUGGUUGUUAAAUUUUGAAAUGAAAUUUUAUCCACCUGACCCUAAUCAACUACAAGAGGAUAUUACUCGAUAUCAAUUAUGUUUGCAAAUAAGAAAUGAUAUUUUAAAUGGAAAGUUGCCAUGUUCUUUUGUUACUCAUGCACUCUUAGGCUCAUAUUUAGUGCAAUCGGAAUUGGGAGAUUACGAUAUUGAAGAACAUAAAAAUAAUACAGAUUAUUUAAAAGAAUUUAAAUUUGCUCCAAAUCAAACACCUGAAUUGGAAGAAAAAGUUAUGGAACUUCAUAGAACACAUAAAGGUCAAACACCAGCUGAAGCUGAGCUAAAUUAUUUAAAUAAUGCUAAAAAGUUGGCCAUGUAUGGAGUAGAUUUACAUCCAGCAAAAGACUCUGAAUGUGUAGACAUAAUGUUAGGAGUUUGUUCAUCUGGACUACUUGUUCACAAAGAUAGGUUACGCAUCAAUAGAUUUGCGUGGCCAAAAAUUUUAAAGAUAUCAUACAAGAGAAAUCAUUUUUACAUUAAAAUUCGACCUGGUGAAUUUGAGCAACAGGAAGCUACUGUUGGCUUUAAGCUACCAAAUCAUCGCCUUGCUAAAAAAUUAUGGAAAACAUGUGUUGAACAUCACACAUUCUUUAGACUGAUGUCUCCUGAACCUACUCAAAAACUUGGGGUUUUCCCACGUUUAGGAUCGAGGUUUCGUUAUUCUGGCCGUACUCAUUAUGAAACUAAGAAAACUCCUAUUGACAGACCAGCUCCUAAGUUUCAACGCAGUUUAAGUGGAAGAGCAUUAACAUCCAGAAGUAUGGAUACUUUAGGAGGAACUAGACAUAUGGGAGAAGAUUUUGGAAUGGAACCUGAAGUUAAACGUCAUACAAUGUCCCAUGCUCCUAUUCGUGCAUCUGAAAGAAAUAAUUCUGGUCAAAACAAAAGGGAUAAAUCUAAAAAUAAAGAAAUGACUAGUGCAAGUUCUCGUGACAGUUCUGUAACUGAAGAAGGCAAUUACGAAGUAGAACGAAGUAACUCAGAAUCUCAUAAAUCAAAAAAGCCAAUUGGUGGAAUUGCUGUGUUGCCUUUAGGAUCAUUUAAUUUUAUGAAAAAAAAAAAAGAAAAAACAAAACCUACUAAUUCAAAUGGUAUUAAUAAUCCAGAAGAGGAAGAAAAAGAAAACCAGGAAACAAAAUCUUAUAAAACCAUAAGUAUCACAUCUAAAGAACGUGAAGCAUUAUCGCCCAAUGACACCAACACAAGUUCAGAUAUUUCUGGGAUUAAAUCACUUGAAACAUCAAAAACUGAAUCAGUUUCUGAGAUGGGAAAAUCUAAAUUAAAGAGUCCUGGAGGAAUUUUUAGCAGUUUUAGUUUGAAAUCAAAAAAGUCUAAAGAUAAAUUAAAAGCCAGUGCUAACUUAGAUAUCAGUAGUGAACCUGAAUCACCAAAAGGAUUGGAUAAAUUUAAACUUAAAACAAAAAAUGACUUAAAAAAAAAUAUAAAAGACUCAAAAUCAAGUCUUAAAUCUAUAAACAGUACUACAUCAUCCAAUGCAACAUUUGCUGAUCGAUCAAUGGGUGAAACUACUGUAAAUGUUCCUGCUAUUUCCACUUCUCCUAGUUUUACUAAAGCUUAUGAUUACACAGAAGAUGAACAAGCAAUUUCUAAAAAACGAAAACCAAUUGGUGGGUUUACCUAUGAAAAUAAUACUCAAAAUUCAAAAGAAAGUAUUACUGUUAUACCCGCAUCCCCUAGCAAAAAAGCUCAAGGCUUAGCUUUCAAUUAUGCACCAGGAGAAGGAAAAAAAGUUGCAGAAACUGCUGCUGAAAAACGUAGAACCUUUAUGGAAAAAACAGUUAGUAAUGAAGGUAUUAAAACACCAGGGAUUAAUUAUGUACAAUCUGCUGUUAGAGUUGAAGAAACAGCUAGUAAAGAUAUUAAAAAUGAUGGUACAAAAAUGGAGUUAAAGAAUAAAACUUUAUUAACAAAUGAAGCGAUAAAAGUUAAUGAAGCUAAUAAAGACUUUAAGACUGAUUUAAAUAUAAAAAAUUCAAGUAUUCCUAUUAAUAAUAAACUAGUUGGUGAACCUGAAUUUACCAAAACAGUUUUAGAAAAAAAAAUUACAUCAGGAAAUACUGAAACUAAAAUUGAAGUUCAAAAAAAAUUUAACGAUUCAAAAUCAGGAUUUAUUUCAAAAAAGUCAAAAGAUAGUAAAGGUGUAUUAGAAAAAGCAAUGGAUAAAAUUAAUUCACUUAGUAAAAGUAAACACGAGCCUGAUAUCAAAAAAGACACUGCCAACUUCAUUGAAAAUGAAAAGAAGAAUACUGAUAACGAUGUAAAACCUAUAGGAAUUGGUAAUGCACCUCUUAUUGUUAAAACAACUACUAAACAAACUAUGAUUAAAGAUAAAGAAGGUGUUACUCAAAAUAUUGAAGAGAAAGUAGAAGAUUUAAACUCUGGUGAAGUCACUGUAUCGACACAACUGAAUAAAGCUGAAGGUAUAGAUGUUACUACUGGUAGGCCUCCUUAUGUAAAAGCAACUGCAGUUACUACACGUACAGCCACAACUCAUCAAAAUUUAGAAAAAAAUUCAAAGACAAGUCAGGUUGAAGAGAAAACUGUUGCUCAUACAACUACCACCAGUGGUACUAGACAAGAACAAAGAACAGUUACUCAAGAAGUUAUAUCAACAUCAACAAUUCUUGCACCAGAAACAAAAAAAGAGUUGAGUAGAAGUUCUAGUAGUUCAAGUCUUAGCUCAAAUGAUUCAGGUACCCCAAUUGACAUUGAAGGACCCAUUGAAGAUUUAAAAGGUCUAGGUUUUUAUAACAAUAGUUUUCAGGAUGAAUAUAAAGCUGAAAAUGUGACGGCUAAUACAACAAGUUCAGCUGAAGAACGACAUAAUGUUAAUAUUACAUCUGAUGACAAAUCCUAUACACUUACUGGUGAAAUUGUAUCAACACAAGCUAUCUCAAGUAAAACUAGAACUGUUGAAACUGUGACUUACAAAACGGAAAAAGAUGGUGUGGUUGAAACUAGAGUUGAACAAAAAAUAACAAUUCAAAGUGAUGGUGAUCCGAUUGAUCAUGAUAAAGCAUUAGCUGAUGCUAUUCAAGAAGCAACUGCUAUGAAUCCAGAUAUGACAGUGGAGAAAAUUGAAAUACAACAGCAACAACAAUCAUAAGAUAAUACAUAAUCAAAUAAGAUUAUCCCACCAAGUACCAUUUCAAUUUUAUUUUAUUUUUAAAUAAAUCAGCAUUCCAUUUUAAAUUUUUUUACUUAUAAUUUAUCUAGUGUUGCACUGCUUUUAUUUUUGUUUUUAUAAAAAAAAAUUAUUUUAUGUGCAAUUAAUUUAUUAUUAUUAUUAUUAUAAUAAUUUAAUUGUUAUUAAUUUAUUUAGUAAUUUUAGCAUUAAAAUUGAUUCCAUCCAACUUUUU
This is a messenger RNA of Daktulosphaira vitifoliae (grape phylloxera), 3882 nucleotides long. RefSeq names its product protein 4.1 homolog (gene cora). Lineage: Eukaryota; Metazoa; Arthropoda; Insecta; Hemiptera; Phylloxeridae. The coding region runs from base 177 to 3629 and encodes 1150 amino acids. The record is from RefSeq and is a predicted model, not a curated record. Gene Ontology annotation, molecular function: structural molecule activity; actin binding. Gene Ontology annotation, cellular component: cytoskeleton; plasma membrane. The transcript has 17 exons.